This is a messenger RNA of Rotaria socialis, 1197 nucleotides long. Lineage: Eukaryota; Metazoa; Rotifera; Eurotatoria; Philodinida; Philodinidae. The record is from the annotation of a GenBank genome assembly.
AUGCGAAGACCUUACGGAUAUCCUCAUCAAUCAGAUCAUGAUGAGACCCAACCACUCAAUGUUGAUGGUGGAUAUCAAUAUUCUCAAUCUUAUCAAACAGAUGCGAAUAAUAGUAUUCAGAGCUGGCAACAAUUAUUAGGAGGUGAUACAGCGAGCCAAAAAGAUCACUCCUAUCAAGAUGGUUCAUCAGCAGAUUUAUCUGUUAAUCAUACAGUUAAUUUUCAAUUUAAUAAAGAUUCGCCCUGCGAAGAAGUCGACGCUGACGUUGAUUAUGAAACAAUAGUUCGGUCGAAAAAUGUAUACAAUGAUCCACAACCACAAAUUAUACGAAAACCAUUGCAGACAAAUCCAGUUGUUUACAAUCAAAAAAUUAUCAUACGAUUUUUACAACCACCGCCCGUCGAACAAGGACCUCUGAUCAUUCGUGAAGUUCGACCGCCUCAACCUCCACCACAGCCUCCUCUUAUCAUUCGACAACGUCCAGCACCUGCUCGUUCACCAUCGCCACUUGUUCUACGUGAACGACCACCACCAAUCCCAGAUUCCUUAACUUCACAAGUUGUAACGAAAACACUUCCUCCACUACCACCACCACCACGAACAGUCGUCAUAGAAAAAUUACCUCCACUACCACCUAAACCACGUGAUAUUAUCAUUGAACGAUGGAUACCCUAUGAAUCUAUGCAUAAACGUAAAGUGAUCGUUCAACGAGCCGAAGAAGCUAAAGGCUUACCACCACCGAAAAAUGUCAUUAUAAUAUACGAACCAAUACAACCUCGAGUCGUUCGUCAAUUUGAACGAUUAGGUGUUCGGCCUGAAGAUCCAAAUAAAUAUUCAGCAACGUAUGGAAAUGUCUUACUCAGUACUGAACAACUAUUAGCACAAAUCAAAGAACUUGGCAUUACUGUUGAUCUCACUCCACCUCAUUCUUUUGUUAAUCAACAAGAAACAGUAUUUAAUACCGAUACAAACGUCUAUAAUUCCGAUACUGCAACAAAACAACGAAGCUAUGUUGACACUAAUAAUUAUGCUCCGGCCUACGACAAUCUUAUUCGUGGAUCAUCAUCAGCAAUAAAUUAUGCAGACUCAAAUCAACAACAGUUUGGUCACGAUAGUCAAUUUUAUUUAACUGGUACAGAAGAUUCAUCAAGUCAAUUUGGUGCAUACGGCAUAUCAAAUACAAUGAUUCCACAUUAG